CGAGCCAUGGCAGCGUUCGUGCCUACAAAAAGACGCCAUUACUAUUGCUUUCUAUAGCAGGGGUGUCAAACUCAUUAAAUGGAGGGCCUAGUGUCUGCAGGUUAUUAAACCCACAAUUAAACUACAAAUCCCACGAUGCUGCAUCUUGAGCUUCAAAACUGGAAAGUACGGAACACUGAAAAGUGUUUACUUGCUUUCAUUUUCACUUUUUGUGCUGACUAACUCUGCGACUGUUUUCCGCGUUGUGUACAAUUAGACAUUUAGGAUAAUCGCGCAUUCUUUCAACUAUUUAAUUAUUGCCUAUUAUUGCAUUGAAACGGGUAUUUUUUGACUAUCAAAUAAAUAUAUUCCCAUCACACAAGAUGACUUCCAUAGACAUUCGCCCGGAGUCCAAGAAGAUGGUCGAUGACUUCUGCGCUCAGCUCACUAAAGAGGCAGAGACCCUGGUCACAUCAUUCUUCCCUCAGAAGAUUGCAGAGAUGGAGAUGCUAUUGAAGAAGUCCUUUAGCACUGAUGGCCUGGCAGCGCUGAAGUCACCUCUGGACAUCCCAAUGCCAGACCCAGCUAAAGAAGAGGCAAAGAGAAAGAAGAAAGAGGAGAAAGAAGCAAAGGAAGGAAAGAAAGACAAGGACAGCGAUAAAGAAGAUGACGAUGCAGGGCCUGCCUGUGGUCCGAUCCCCUGCAACGAGAGAGUGGAAAGUCUUCUGAAGGAGAUCAAGCCUCAGAUCCAGAUACUGAAGGAGAAACUCAACACCGUGUCAAUGUGGGUGCAACUCCAGAUUCCCAAAAUUGAAGAUGGGAACAACUUUGGGGUAGCUGUGCAGGAAAAAGUGUUUGAAUUGUUGACCAACACUCGCACAAAGAUUGAGGGAUUCCAGACACAGAUCUCAAAGUACUACAGUGAGAGAGGGGAUGCUGUUGACAAGGCCUCAAAAGAGCCACAUGUGGGAGACUACAGGCAGCUGGUGCAUGAGCUGGACCAGUACCAGUACUGUGACCUGCGCAUCGUGGUUCUGGAGAUCUGCAACACUUAUGCCGUGCUGUUGGACAUAAUUAACAAGAACUAUGACAAGAUCAAGAAGCCCAGAGGGGACUGCAAAGCCCUCAUCUACUGAUGAUCAACUGACUGUUGUAUGUGCACUGGAGACGGCAAUACACCUACUCAACCAUUCACUGGUUAUGAUACAAAUCGUGUAGUGCAACAUGUUAAGAUGAUUGUUGGGUAACUGAAUACAUUGACAGUUCAUUUAAAAACAUUUUCAUUUUCAUUUGAUAAAAAUAACCCUGCUGUAUUACACAAUCAUUUUUAUUCCGAUUUCAAAAUAAAGCAGUGAUAACUGACAUAA
This is a messenger RNA of Oncorhynchus kisutch (coho salmon), 1346 nucleotides long. It is a transcript of the gene psme1, whose product is annotated as proteasome activator subunit 1. Gene Ontology annotation, biological process: regulation of proteasomal protein catabolic process; regulation of G1/S transition of mitotic cell cycle; positive regulation of endopeptidase activity. Gene Ontology annotation, molecular function: endopeptidase activator activity. The transcript is spliced from 11 exons. Gene Ontology annotation, cellular component: nucleoplasm; cytoplasm; proteasome activator complex. NCBI's taxonomy places the organism in Eukaryota, Metazoa, Chordata, Actinopteri, Salmoniformes, Salmonidae. The record is from RefSeq and is a predicted model, not a curated record. The coding region runs from base 363 to 1115 and encodes 250 amino acids.